Messenger RNA from Blastocystis hominis, 369 nucleotides. RefSeq lists its product as hypothetical. Bases 1 to 369 code for a protein of 122 amino acids. Gene Ontology annotation, molecular function: 5'-flap endonuclease activity; crossover junction DNA endonuclease activity. Gene Ontology annotation, biological process: double-strand break repair via homologous recombination. Gene Ontology annotation, cellular component: Slx1-Slx4 complex. Lineage: Eukaryota; Bigyra; Opalinata; Blastocystidae. The record is from RefSeq and is a predicted model, not a curated record. The transcript is spliced from 3 exons.
AUGCCUCACUACUGCUAUUUGCUACGUUCGUUAAACGAGAAGUAUAGAAACUCAACAUAUAUCGGAUAUACUGUUAAUCCUAAAAGAAGGAUUAGGCAGCAUAAUCGAGAGAUUAAGAAUGGAGCUUUCAAGACUCAUCGAGCCAUGCCUUGGGAAAUGAUUUGUGUCGUCUGCGGAUUUCCAGACAAGAGGGAAGGCCUGCGAUUUGAAUGGGCGUGGCAACAUCCUGUUCAUAGCAAAAUCUGUCGUGAAUUUAUAUCUGCAACGCUAGAGAGACGUCGAAAGUACAUCUCGAAGCUGGAGAUUGCUCUACGGAUGGUUUCGGUGUAUUUCUUCUAUGACCUAGUUAUCUCAUUCCCCUUGGAGUGA